Suricata suricatta (meerkat) is the source of this 701-nucleotide messenger RNA. It is a transcript of the gene PINLYP, whose product is annotated as phospholipase A2 inhibitor and LY6/PLAUR domain containing. Gene Ontology annotation, molecular function: phospholipase inhibitor activity. The record is from RefSeq and is a predicted model, not a curated record. The transcript is spliced from 5 exons. Lineage: Eukaryota; Metazoa; Chordata; Mammalia; Carnivora; Herpestidae. The coding region runs from base 1 to 639 and encodes 212 amino acids. Gene Ontology annotation, cellular component: extracellular region.
AUGAGGGCUUCCACGAAACCGGGGACCUUCCUGCUGGCCUUCACACUGCUCUGCACCCUCCUAGGUCUGGGAUGCCCGCUGAGCUGUGAGGUGUGCAGGGGCUCCGGGCCCACGUGCAGCGGGAAAAUGAAGACUUGCGAGGCCGGCAAGGACGCAUGCGUGGUCAUCGUGGGGGAGUCCUGCACAAAGGGCCGCCACUCAGUGAACACCUACAAGGCCUGCAUGAAGUCCAGCGACUGCUACUCGGGAUUCGUAUCCACCACGAUGGGCCCCAAGGACUACAUGGUGUCCAACACGCGCUGCUGCCAGACUGACGGCUGCAACCACGGCUCCGUGCCCCCUCCCCCGAACAACCGGACGGAGAACGGCCUCCAGUGCCCAGCCUGCAUCGCACCCUUUCAGGAGACAUGCCCCGGCACCCAGGCAGCCCGCUGUGUUGGCCAGGAAACCCACUGCGUCUACUUCGCUGGCAGCGUGCAGGCUGGUCUCAUCACCCCCAAAUUUGCCACUCGGGGCUGUGCUACGGAGAGUGCCUGCUUCGCCAAGGCUGGCGCCCAGGUACCUUCAGCCUCUUAUCUGUACUUCCUCCGCCGAGCAGACUGCCUUCCAGCCCCCCGGUCCCUUGGCAGGGCGGAGUGAAGAACUGAGGAGUAUGUAGCUUGACGUCUCCAUUUGUCUAUACCUCCUCGUGUGCCUAUAAA